AUGCCUGGCACCAACGGUACCCAGGGCGCGAAGGUGCUCGACCACGCCACCGCUCUCGAUGUCCUCAAGGAGUACGAGGGCCGUGACGGUCUUAACAUCACCGAGCUCAUGGACACCAAGAAGCACGGCGGUCUGACCUACAACGACUUCCUGCUGCUUCCUGGCUACAUUGGCUUCCCCGCCUCCGCCGUCAACCUCGACUCGCCUGUCACCAAGCGUGUCACCCUCAAGACCCCCUUCGUCUCCUCGCCCAUGGACACCGUCACUGAGCACGAGAUGGCCAUUCACAUGGCGCUCCAGGGCGGCCUCGGCGUUGUUCACCACAACUGCUCCCCCGAGGCCCAGGCCGACAUGAUCCGAAAGGUGAAGCGCUAUGAGAACGGCUUCAUCCUCGACCCCGUUGUCAUCAGCCGCGACACCACUGUCGGCGAGGCGAAGGCUCUUAAGGAGAAGUGGGGUUUCGGCGGUUUCCCCGUCACAGAGAACGGCAAGCUCGGCUCCAAGCUGCUGGGUAUCGUCACCAACCGUGAUAUCCAGUUUGAGGAGGACCCCGAGACCUCCAUCUCCAACGUCAUGGUGACCGAGCUGAUCACUGCUCCCUCGGGCGUUGACCUGCCCGACGCGAACAAGAUCCUCGCCAAGUCUAAGAAGGGCAAGCUGCCCAUCGUCGACAAGGAGGGCAACCUCGUCUCCAUGAUCUCCCGCUCCGACUUGAACAAGAACCAGCACUUCCCCCUGGCUUCCAAGCUCCCCGACAGCAAGCAGCUCCUCUGCGCUGCUGCCAUUGGCACCCGUCCCGCCGACCGCGAGCGUCUUGCUCUGCUGGUCGAUGCUGGCCUUGACAUUGUCAUCCUGGACUCGUCCCAGGGUAACAGCAUGUACCAGGCCGAGAUGGUCAAGUGGAUCAAGUCCGAGUUCCCCGGCCUCGACGUCAUUGGCGGAAACGUCGUGACGCGCGAGCAAGCCGCGACCCUCAUCGCCGCCGGCGUUGACGGUCUGCGCAUCGGCAUGGGCAGCGGCUCGGCCUGCAUCACACAGGAGGUCAUGGCCGUCGGCCGCCCCCAGGCUGCUGCCGUUUACUCGGUCAGCAGCUUCGCCGCCCGCUUCGGCGUGCCCUGCAUCGCCGACGGCGGUGUCCAGAACGUCGGCCACGUCGUCAAGGGCCUGUCCCUCGGUGCCUCGACCGUCAUGAUGGGCGGUCUGCUCGCCGGCACCACCGAGUCCCCCGGCACGUCCUUCGUCUCGCGCGAGGGCAAGCUGGUCAAGGCCUACCGUGGCAUGGGCAGCAUCGACGCCAUGCAGGACAAGAAGGCCGGCGGUGGCGGCAAGGACUCGCAGAAGAGCAACGCCGGCACGGCCCGCUACUUCUCCGAGGGCGACAGCGUCCUGGUUGCCCAGGGCGUUACCGGCUCCGUCGCGCACAGGGGUCCCAUCUCCAAGUUCGUCCCCUACCUCGCGGCCGGCCUCAAGCACUCAAUGCAGGACUGCGGCAUGCAGAGCCUGACCGAGCUGCACGAGAGCGUCGCCGACGGUACCCUCCGUUUCGAGCUUCGCACGUCGAGCGCCCAGAUGGAGGGCAACGUGAACAUGGAGUCCUACGAGAAGAAGCUCUUCGCGUAG
Molecule: messenger RNA, 1620 nt
Organism: Verticillium nonalfalfae
Lineage: Eukaryota; Fungi; Ascomycota; Sordariomycetes; Glomerellales; Plectosphaerellaceae
Exons: 3
Coding region: 1-1620 (539 amino acids)
Biological process (GO): GTP biosynthetic process
Cellular component (GO): cytoplasm
Molecular function (GO): IMP dehydrogenase activity
Source: RefSeq, a predicted model, not a curated record